GAGGCUGGGGAGGGGCUUUCGGCGUCGGCGUCGUGACGUCUUUUGCCUGUGCCCGGAGUAUCGGCACCGGCGGCGGAGGCUCUGGGGCUGGGGCGGUCCGCUUCCCCCGUGGCUCUUCGGAACCGAGCAGGGAAGGACGGUAAAACGCGCGCCUUUGUUGCCCUCCGUGAGCCCCGUCGUGGGACCGGCUGCGUUGCGCGGAGGUGUCCUCCGGGGCUGCGCCCUUCCCGAGGCCUCCGCCUCCGCGCUCUGUCCUCGUACGCCCCCGGCCGCGGCGCCCUAAGCCUGUGCGGGUUUCCACACGGGGGACGCGGGCUCGGAGGCCGGCGGUCGGCCCGAGGCCUCCCCGCCUAGUGGGGCCUUGGGGUUCCGGCUGAUCCCGCAGGGCCUGCCCGGCUUGCCCGCUUCUCACGGCCCUGUUCUGCUCACAGGAUCCCAUGGCGGCCCUGGCGCUGAUGGAUGGGGCUCAGGGCUGUGUGACCUUCGAGGAUGUGUUCGUGUACUUCUCCCGGGAGGAGUGGGAGCUCCUUGAGGAAGCUCAGAGACUCCUGUACCGUGAUGUGAUGCUGGAGAACUUUGCGCUUGUGGCCUCACUGGGUUGUUGGCGUGAAACAGAUAACGAGGAGACUCCUGAGCAGAGCAUUUCUGUAGGAUUGUCGCAGCUCAGGACUCCCGAGUCAGGUGCAGUUAUCCAGAAAGCCCACCCAUGUGAGGCGUGUGACCCACUCUUAAAAGACAUUUUGCGCUUGGCCGAACACCAGGGAUCACACCCCUUGCAGAAACUGUACACACGUGGCCCAUGUGGGAGAGGAUUCUUGAUCAGUGCAAACUUUUACCAGCACCAAAAGCGAUACAGUGGAGAGGAUCUCUUCAGGCUGGGUGCUAGUGCGGCCUCAUAUAUGAAGAGCUGUGCAGUCCACAUGUUAGGGAGACCGUUUACUUGCAGCGAGGAAGGGAUGGACUUGCUGGACAGGUCUGGCCUCUUCUUUUGCCAGACCACUGGCAAUGGGAUGAUUCCAUACGAAAGGACUGAGUUCAUGGAAUCUUUCCCACACAGCACCAGUCUUGGCCAACACCAGGGAAACCAUGAUGGACUGGUGCUUUUCAAUUGCACUGACAAUGGGAAGGGCUUCCUGAAUACCUUUACUCUCCUUGGCAGCCGGAUAAAUGAUACUGAAGUAAGACCUUUUAGAUGCCCGCCAUGUGGAAGUAUGUCCAAGGAGAGAUCAGCACUUACUAAUCACAGAAAAGUUCACAGUGGAGAAGUAUCACAUGUGUGUAAAGAGUGUGGAAAGGCCUUCAUUCAUUUGUCUCACCUAAAAAUGCACCAGAAAUUUCACACUGGAAAAAGACAUUACACAUGUAGUGAAUGCGGGAAGGCCUUCAGCCGCAAAGACACACUUGUUCAACACCAGAGAGUUCACACUGGAGAAAGGUCUUAUGACUGCAGUGAGUGUGGAAAAGCCUACAGCAGAAGUUCCCACCUUGUUCAACACCAGAGAAUUCACACUGGCGAAAGGCCUUAUAAGUGCAGUGAGUGUGGAAAAGCCUUCAGCCGCAAAGACACUCUCGUGCAGCACCAGAGGUUUCACACUGGAGAAAGGCCUUACGAGUGCAGCGAAUGUGGGAAAUUCUUUAGCCAAAGCUCCCACCUUAUUGAGCACUGGAGGAUUCACACUGGGGCACGGCCUUAUGAAUGCAUUGAAUGUGGAAAGUUUUUUAGCCAUAACUCGAGCCUCAUUAAACAUCGGAGAGUUCACACAGGAGCAAGGUCUUACGUGUGCAGCAAAUGUGGGAAAGCUUUCAGCUGCAAAGACACACUUGUCCAGCACCAGAUAAUUCACACUGGAGCAAGGCCUUACGAGUGUAGCGAAUGUGGGAAAGCCUUUAGUCGUAAAGACACACUUGUGCAGCACCAGAAAAUCCACACUGGAGAAAGGCCUUAUGAGUGUGGUGAAUGUGGGAAAUUUUUUAGCCAUAGCUCCAACCUUAUUGUACACCAGAGAAUUCACACUGGAGCGAAGCCUUAUGAGUGCAGUGAAUGUGGAAAAUGCUUCAGCCACAAUUCCAGCCUCAUUCUACACCAGAGAGUUCACACCGGAGCAAGGCCUUACGUGUGCAGUGAAUGUGGAAAAGCCUACAUUAGUAGCUCCCACCUUGUUCAACACAAGAAAGUUCACACUGGAGCAAGACCUUAUGAAUGUCGUGAAUGUGGGAAAUUCUUUAGCCGGAACUCUAGCCUCAUUCUACAUCAGCGGGUUCACACUGGAGAAAAGCCUUACGUGUGCAGCGAAUGUGGGAAAGCCUACAGUAGAAGUUCCCAUCUUGUUCGGCAUCAGAAAGUUCACACUGGAGAAAAGCCUCAUGAAUGCAGUAGUUUUGAUGGUCCUUUAGCUACAUCUCUUAAACUUGCUUAGCAUCAGAAAGCUCACACUAGAGAAAGGCCUUACGAAUGCAGAAAAUGUUCCAUCUCUUUGUUCGACCUGAUAGGAUUCACACCAGAAAAAAUCUCUGUGAGUACCCUUUGUGAGGGAACCAUCAACCAGCAGGUGAACCUUGUACAUUCAUACAGGUAACACGGGGAGAUUCCCAGUUAGUAGGUGGGAAGCUUUUAUAGGUGCAUUGCACUUUCUAAACUAUCCAGGGCUCUUGACCGAGUUCUAUCACUGCCAGUGCCUGUGGCAGAAGCCAUCUCAUUACUACCAGCUGUCAGAGGUCCCACAGUGUGUGUCAGUCACUCCAGUAUGCUCGGGGAAGGCAGACCCCUGUGCUCCCCCUCCUGUUCUCUGGAGGGAAUCAAGAGUGUUCUGAGCCCAGUGAGAUCCUCACUUCCUCCCCCAUGACUGCAUUCUCAGUCGACAUGAUCCAGCUCUGGCCAAGAGGAUCUGAACUGGAGUCUGCUGGGGAUUUCCAGACAAGUUUCUCUUCACAAACAAUGUUGACUGUGAACAUAAUAACCAUGAACUCAUUUGUCUUCUUCUAAAUCACCCAUCUUUAGAACUGCUUGCCCCGUGCUGCUCUGAUUCAUGCAGUGUCACUGGCCUACUGUGGCGAUCUCUACUGUUGUUGGUGUGGUGGGGUCUAGUCAUGUGCGGAACGGAUUAAGAAAAGGUUGGGUUCUUCCACCAACUUCAUGUGCCUCAGAAGGGUCAGCAGGAUGGCAGAGAACAGAUCUCAGUCCAGCUGGCCUAAGUUGCAUUGUGCCCAAGGCUUGCUGGGAAAGAGUGAAGAGCUCUGUGUGCCUCAUCCUGUGGCCCGGAAGGCAAGAUUUCCUGUGAGCCCAGAGUUCAUUUCUGAGGAAGGCAUAGUUGGCGUGAAAAUCUCCAGUUCUUCUGGAAACAUGAAUUGGGUCUCUUGUUCCUAGGGAAUGUUCCAUAUUCCCCAGCACUUGUGAGGGAUUUCUGUCUCCUAGGUCUGCAUAGGAGCCAGUGCCUGAUGUCCAGAAUCCCAUAGGCAAGUUUCAUUGACUGGAAGGCCCACAGGGCAAGGUGAGGCUCAUAACUGGUACAGAAACACUGAGAUAAUGGAGUGGGGAUGAAUGUGGCCAAUGAGAGGAUAUGUGUCUCUCCUAGCAGAGGCAUCUACAAACGCCCAUACGAUUUUUGUGGGAUGAGAAUAUAGAAAUUCUCUGGACCUCAGACAUCUGUAUUUCCUGUGGUCAAGGCCACUGUUAGUGUCUAAAGGUUUGUGGAUUCCUGUACCUCCCUGGGCUGUUGAUGUUGUGGCCGUAACUACACAUGCAGGAACCUCAGCAUGGACAGAAGAGAGAUCCAAGGAUAGGGCUUCCCUGACCUAGCUAGCAUUCCUAGUGACUGAAGUGGACAUGGAUUUCAUUGCUCUCCAGUUCUUGCUGACAUUGAGGCAGGGUUCAUUCUCCUAAAUUGGGGAGGGAGAUGGGAGAACCAAAGUAGUUGGCAGAUGUGACUUUCUAAGAGGGAUGGUAAAUAGGGACUUUAUGGGGAACGCUUAGUUCUCAAAAACUUCAUUGAGGUAUGACUGACAUGAAAUAAACUGCACAUAUGAAAGUGUGAAAUGUGUUACGUGUCAGCAUGUGUAUAUACCUGUGAAACCAUCACCACAAUCACGAUAAUGAACAUAUUCAACACAGCCAAAAGAUUCCAUGUGUUGCUUUAUAAUCCUUUUAUCUCAGUCUUUCUAAUUAACCUUUGCCACAAUUCAUAAACAACAAGCAUUUUCUAGAAUUUUACAUAGACAGAAUCAUAUGGUAUAUACAUUCGGGGGAGUUAUGGAUAGUGAAAAGGGACUCUAGCCCUUUUCACUAUCCAUAACUAUUUUGAAAUCAAUCCAUCUUGUUGCAUGUAUCAGUAGGUUGUUCAUUUGUAUUGUUGAGUAUUACUCCAUUAUAUGCAUAUACCACAAUUGUUUUUUAUCCAUUAAGCUAUUAGUGAGUGUUUGGGUUGUUUCCAGUGUGGGGCUGUUACAAAUAAAGCUGCUCUGAAGA
This is a messenger RNA of Mirounga angustirostris (Northern elephant seal), 4462 nucleotides long. It is a transcript of the gene ZNF304, whose product is annotated as zinc finger protein 304. The coding region runs from base 438 to 2417 and encodes 659 amino acids. The transcript is spliced from 3 exons. NCBI's taxonomy places the organism in Eukaryota, Metazoa, Chordata, Mammalia, Carnivora, Phocidae. Gene Ontology annotation, molecular function: RNA polymerase II cis-regulatory region sequence-specific DNA binding; DNA-binding transcription factor activity, RNA polymerase II-specific. Gene Ontology annotation, biological process: regulation of transcription by RNA polymerase II. The record is from RefSeq and is a predicted model, not a curated record.